AUGCUACCCUGGCUCCUCCUCUCCUUCCUCGCAACUCCCUUGCACAGCGUCCAUGCACUGGAAAAAACUUUCGGCGUCCAACCCCAUCUCCUUGAGAAAUACACUCCCCUAAGCGGAACACCAGCAAAGUGGAAAUGCCUCGACGGAUCCAAAACCAUUUCGUGGGAUGCUGUGAACGAUGACUACUGUGAUUGUUUGGACGGAAGCGAUGAGCCAGGGACGAGUGCGUGUCCAAACUCGACGUUCUACUGCAAGAAUGAAGGUCACAUCGGUUCCGUCAUUCGGAGUUCACGAGUUAACGACGGACUUUGUGAGGCCGAAUGCUGUGACGGUUCAGACGAGGAACCAGGCCUCUGUCCAAACAUUUGCGAGAAAGUAGGCAAGGAAUAUCGCGAACGCGUCGAAGCAGAGAACAAAAUCCGCAAGAAAGGGUCAAAAAUCCGAUCUUCGUAUAUUUCAUUUGCUAAUAAGGAGAAGAAACGCCUUGAAGACCUUGUAGCUUCUACUUCACGCGAAGUUGUCGCUCAGGAAAAGGAAGUUGCAAGGCUUAAAGAUAUAUGGGACAGGUCAGAGGCUACUUCUGCAGCUGAGCUUGAAGAGAAGAAGAAAUCUCCACUCUACCAAUCACUCGUAACACACACAGCAGCCCUGAAAGCACUCAAACGCGCCUACAACGAUCUCGCAGAGAAAGAGCAAACCCUCUCAGAGAUCUUAUCCUCCCUACGUGCCGGAUACAAUCCGAACUACCAAGACAUGGCUGUUCUAGAAGCAGUCCGAGGGUACGAACACUAUGCAGGUCUUCCACCAAGCAACGAUCGUGACCGUGCUAAGGAGGAAGGUGAGGCACCUGCCGAGGAAGAAAGCAAAACAGAAGAGAAGGAAGUUGAAGAAGAAGAGGAGCUCGAGGAGGGCGAAUGGACCAAGGAACAACUCGAGAAAGAUUUGGAGAGCCUCCUUGAUACGGAUGUCGAGUCGCUGCUUAUUGAACAUGAUCAGCACGUUGGCACCGAAGCCUCUGAUUCGCUCCUGUUCAAUUUAGAGUCGUACAUCCCAGACUCUCUCAUUCCCCAAUAUGAGCUCUUGAGAGACUCAUUCGUCGGUUUAUUAGAAACGCUCGGUGUCGCUCGUCCAGCUGACUCUUCCUCAUCCGAAUCAACAAAAACCUCAAAAGCCCGCACAGCAUACUUCGACGCCGACCGCUCACUCAACAAAAUUCGUAAAGAAAAAGAAACCGCUCAACAACAACUCGCCCAUCUAUUCGACCCCGAAUGGUUCGGCGCAGAUGGAGAAUGGAAGAAACUCGAUGGACAGUGUUUGGAGAAGGAUACGGGCGAGUAUACGUAUGAGGUUUGUUUGUUUGGUGAGGCGAGGCAGAAGCCGAAUAAGGGAGGGUCGAAUUUCAGUCUUGGCAAAUUCACCCAUUGGAACAACAAACCCAAAAUCCCCCCAGGCUCCUCAUCCUACUACUCAAAAAUGUACUACACAAAAGGCGCGAAAUGCUGGAACGGUCCCGAACGUAGCGUCACGCUCCUCCUCACAUGUGGGACGGAGAACCAGCUUCUCUCUGUCACGGAGCCGGAAAAGUGUGAGUAUCAUAUCACUGGGACGAGUCCUGCGUUGUGCCGGCCUUUGGAGGCGGAUGUCAACGGUAACGGUGGUUCGAGAUCGGCGACGAAGAACGCGAAAGAGGAGCUAUAGUCAUAAGGAUAGGGGUGUUUAGUGAUGCAUACCGUAAAUUAUGCUGUAGAGACUCAGAAAAUACAUCCAUUUCAUUU
Fomitiporia mediterranea MF3/22 is the source of this 1775-nucleotide messenger RNA. RefSeq names its product endoplasmic reticulum protein. Gene Ontology annotation, biological process: N-glycan processing. The record is from RefSeq and is a predicted model, not a curated record. The coding region runs from base 1 to 1698 and encodes 565 amino acids. The transcript has 8 exons. Gene Ontology annotation, cellular component: glucosidase II complex. Lineage: Eukaryota; Fungi; Basidiomycota; Agaricomycetes; Hymenochaetales; Hymenochaetaceae.